Messenger RNA from Drosophila erecta, 595 nucleotides. RefSeq names its product heterochromatin protein 1 (gene HP1e). The transcript has a single exon. Bases 53 to 565 code for a protein of 170 amino acids. The record is from RefSeq and is a predicted model, not a curated record. Gene Ontology annotation, molecular function: chromatin binding. Gene Ontology annotation, cellular component: nucleus; pericentric heterochromatin. Lineage: Eukaryota; Metazoa; Arthropoda; Insecta; Diptera; Drosophilidae. Gene Ontology annotation, biological process: negative regulation of transcription by RNA polymerase II; chromatin organization.
CUCGAACUACCUAAAAAAUAAUACUAUUUUAGACUAAUAUAAAAAAUAUACAAUGGAUUCAGACGUCGAUAGUGGUGAAACCAUUUCAAAUUUCACGGAUUCCGAUGAAACUGAGGAAUAUUUUGUGGAGAAGAUUUUGGAUCGCAGGCAUUAUAUGGGCCAAGUGCAAUACUUGGUCAAAUGGCUACAUUACACCGAUGAAGAUAACACCUGGGAGUCGGCCACAGAUCUGGAUUGUCAUUCACUGAUUAAAUCGUUCGAUUCGCAAAUAGGUCUGAAGAGGGCGCAAGAUCUGAAUAAUCUAUACGAAACUAAGGCUAAAAGGCUGAGAAUUGAUCCUUGCGUAGUUGUCGAUAGUCCGUUUAAGCAUGGCUUCACUGCUCAAGAAAUUUUGAAGGGCUCCAAGAAUAAUGGUAGAACAUCAUUCUUAAUAAGAUUUUGGCAUCUCGAUCAACCUCAAAUGGUGCCAAGUGAAAUUGCAUAUGUGGAAAUACCGCAGAUGGUUCUAAAAUUCUAUGAAAGUCAGUGCAACUUUCAGGAUUACUUAAAUAAUUAUAUUUCCUGAGUUUCAGUUCUGCAUCUUCCAUCUUUUAUA